AUGGCCGCGACCGAGUCCACCACUGGCACCUCUUCAUCUGCCAGUGAGAGCAGCCAUACAAUGUCUGUCGAACCCACCACGGGCACCUCUUCCUCUGUCAGUGAGAGCAGCCGUACAACCUCGGUCAAACCCACCACGGGCAUCUCCUCCUCUCCCAGCGAGAGCAGCCACACGACGUCAGCCGUGUUCACCACGGGCACCACCUCUUCUGCCAGCAAGAGUAGCCAGACGACCGUGGCUGAGACCACAACAGGAACCUCCUCCUCUGCAAGCAAGACAAGCCACACGACCUCAGCUGAGAGCUCCACGGGCACCUCCUCUUCUCACACCGAGAGCAUCUCCGCGACCUCGGCCAAGCCCAACACUGGCACCUCCUCCUCGCCCAGCGAGAGCAGCCCCACGACCUCAGCCAAGCCCAACACUGGCACCUCCUCCUCUCACAGCGAGAGCAGCCACACGACCUCAGUCGAACCUGCCACAGGCACGUCCUCGUCGCCCAAGCAGAGUACCCACAUGACCGCGACCGAGUCUACCACUAGCACCUCUUCAUCUGCCAGUGAGAGCAGCCGAACAACCUCGGUCGAACCCACCACUGGCACCUCUUCCUCUCCCAGCGAGAGCAGCCACACGACCGUGGCUGAGACCACAACAGUAACCUCCUCCUCUGCAAGCAAGACAAGCCACACGACCUCAGCCGAGAGCUCCACGGGCACCUCCUCUUCUCACACCGAGAGCAUCUCCGCGACCUCUGCCAAGCCCAACACUGGCACCUCCUCCUCUCACAGCGAGAGGAGCCACACGACCUCGGUCGAACCCGCCACAGGCACGUCCUCGUCGCCCAAGCAGAGUACCCACAUGACCGCGACCGAGUCCACCACUGGCACCUCUUCAUCUCCCAGCGAGAGCAGCCUCACGACCUCAGCCGUGUUCACCACGGGCACCACCUCUUCUCCCAGCAAGAGCAGCCACACGACCGUGGCUGAGACCACAACAGGAACCUCCUCCUCUGCAAGCAAGACAAGCCACACGACCUCAGCCGAGAGCUCCACGGGCACCUCCUCUUUUCUCACCGAGAGCAUCUCCGUGACCUCGGCCGAGCCCAACACUGGCACCUCCUCCUCUCACAGUGAGAGCAGACACACGACCGUGGCUGAGACUACAGCAGGAACCUCCUCCUCUCCAAGCAAGACAAGACACACGACCUCGGCCGAGACCAUGACAGGUACCUCUUUCUCUCCCAGCGAGAGCAGCCACACGACCUCAGCCGUGUUCACCACGGGCACCACCUCUUCUGCCAGCAAGAGCAGCCACACGACCGUGGCUGAGACCACAACAGGAACCUCCUCCUCUGCAAGCAAGACAAGCCACACGACCUCAGCCGAGAGCUCCACGGGCACCUCCUCUUCUCACACCGAGAGCAUCUCCGCGACCUCGGCCGAGCCCAACACUGGCACCUCCUCCUCUCACAGUGAGAGCAGACACACGACCGUG
Messenger RNA from Chrysemys picta bellii (western painted turtle), 1491 nucleotides. The record is from RefSeq and is a predicted model, not a curated record. Lineage: Eukaryota; Metazoa; Chordata; Testudines; Emydidae.